AUGGACACCUCCACGCGACAACGUGGUGCUCAAUACGGCUCUCGCCCCAGCCAACCUGCCUCCUUCAGCGGCUUCCCCUCUAAGCUGCGCCAUGAGGUUGGCGACGACGUUCGAGGCCGCCCUUCGUCACGAGCUCUGGGAAGCUGGAGGUCCACAGGCCCUGGUGCCGGUACCCAGCCAGCAGCAGGCUCGUCUGUCGUGGCAGGCAGACGCCUUUUCGACCGGAACCAGCCUCGACUGGGCGCAAGCACGGCUCGGCAUGCCUCCAACUCGCCCGCCAAUACUCCAGGCAAGAUCUUCAACAGGACCGGCCUUGCCAACGGCAAUACCCCAAAGUUCACUUUCUCCCCUCGCAUACCCCCAAACGCCGUGCGUGAGAGCUUCACCGCCGUCACGCCGGGGCGAUCAUUCCGAGGCUCCACGGCCGAUCUCAAUGGGCGAGCCAUGUCUAAGACCUCCUCGACCAACCUCUUCCCCAUGAGGAUCGCCUCUCCCCCACCCGAGCUCGAUGGCGAGGAGCUAGCCAAACAGGUACCCGACAGUCCAGAUAGGGUGGGCUCUGUCUACGCGGACGAGUUCCUGUCACACCUCGUCCCGGCCGAGCUCGAUGACCUCCAGCGACGUCAGUUUCUCUGUGUCCUCGAUUUGCGACGGCUGAAAUAUGCUGCGUCCGAGAUUUUUGCCAAGAAGGACUGGAGAGUCAAUAUCACGAACUUUGCCAAGGAGUACGAGAAGAGCCGGAGCCUGAUCAUGCUGCGAUACGGCCUCUACGAGUUCAAAACCGUUCCCGCUUCUAGGGAGCUAUUGAAGAAGUGGAAGCAGGAGAAUAAUGUGCCAGAGGAGGACGAGGAGAUGGAAGAGGCUGAGGCUCCAAAGGCCAAUGGCACCUCGAACUUCAGGUCUUCGGUGAAGAGACGAGCUGGAGACGACCUGGAUAUUGACAAUGCCUCCACGAAUAAGCGCCGUGUGACAACAGAGCGAGAGCCCCUGACCGAGUCAACAGCGCUGACCUCGAAUGCGGGUGCAACACCUUUCGUGAAGAAAACCAAGCGCAGUGCUGAACACUUGGAUGAGGCAGACGAGAAUCAGCCCAGCAAGAAGAAGUCCAGUACUCUCUCCAUCUUCGAGGAUGUUGCCAACAGCUCGCCAGCGCGACAAGCUGCAAGCCCCACGAAAUCCGCCGCGAAGAACCUUUUUGCCCAGCCGCCCGCAUCAUCCCGUCAACCAAACUUCGGCGCCGGAGCUAAGGUCUCGUCGGGCAACAUUUUCGGUCACUUGUCUGAGCAGAAUUCGCCUGAGGGCAGUGAAGAUGACGAGGACAACGAUGGCCAAUCCGAGGAUGCGGAGGCCGAGGAUGAAGAACCGGAGAGCCAGGCCACCGCACCGAAAGCAGCUGCCAGUAGUGUACCGUCCCUCUUCGGCACUAAGACGCCGGGUGACUCCACCGACGGUGGCUCCAAGGGCCCUGGUCUCUUUGGUCGCAUCACAAAGGGCGGAGACGGCGAGCCUGUGCGAGCCUCAGGUGAUAGCGCCCCUGGACUCUUCAGCACGAAGCCACCGGCAAGCCCACCGAAGGAGAGCCAGGAUAAGACGUGGAACCCGAACACGCCUAUCAAGUUUGGUGGUGCAGCUUCCCAGCCUGGCGUUUCACUCUUUGGAGCGACCACCAGCCAGCCGAGUUCCAUAUUUGCCAACAAGCCUCAAGAAAGCACUGGGCCAGCCUUUGGCUCGACCACCCCCAAAGCCAGUGCUGCACCAGCCUUUGGCACUCAGGUGCAAGACUUUGGGAAGGAGACGCCUAAGCAGGCCGCGCCAUCCUUGUUUGGCCAGCCUUCAAAGCCGUCGGAAUCAAGCGGCGGCCUCUUCGGCAAUGCCUCAAGCAUGCCUGCCUUCGGCGCAUCUACUCCUGGUCAGCAGAAGUCUGACGAGAAGAAAGCUUCUGCCACAACACCUGCACCUAGCCUUUUCGGGCAGAGUAGCGCUGCGAGCACAACGCCUUUUGGAAAGCCUGCAGAUACUCCCGCCACUCAGGCCCAGCCGACGUCUAUCUUCGCCAACCUUAACACCCCCGCCGCUACGGCCCAGGGCUCAGCGCCGUCUCUCUUCGGAACGGCUAACGACAAGCCCAGCGGAUCGCUGUUCGGCGCGAAGAAUGACGAGAAACCGUCAUCCGCGCCAUCGUUGUUUGGGGCUCAGCCAUCUUCAACGUCCACUCUGUUCGGCACAAAGGCUAGCUCGGUUGAAGAAAAGAAGGAGGAAUCGGCCACGAAGAGGAAGAAGCCCGACUCGGAUGAGGCUGGUGCGGUCUUUGGCAGCACAUCUGGCGAGCCAGCAUCCAAGAAGUAUUCGUUUGGAGGCAGUGCACCGACCCCUGCGGCAAGUCUGCCACCCAAAACUGCAGAAGCAGCCAAGGGCUCGACUGAAGCUGGCGCUGUCUUCGGCACUGGCUCUCAAGACGGUGGCAAGACGUACAGCUUUGGAAGCACAGCCUCGUCCACGCCUGCUCCUUCAAGCUCGAAGCCGGCAGAUACUCCUGCUCCCACGUCUCUCUUUGGGAACCCAGCACCCCAGGCCGAGCCAGCGAAGACACAGCCCAGCAUUUUCGCAAACGCUCCCGCUCCCAGCACAGGCUUCACUUUCGGUGGAGCUUCGAGCACACCCUCAAACAAUCUGUUCGGGGCCGCGUCUGGGAACGGCACCAAUACCACCACAAACCAACAACCGAGUUUCUCGUUCGGCAGUACCGGCACUCCCGCGCCAGCGCCAGCGCCAGCGCCCGCGGCCAGCUCCUUCACCUUCAAUGCUGGUGGUGACCAGGGUUCCUUCAAGAACCCCUUCUCGGGUGGGGAUUCCGCUGGGGUUUCAUUCGACUUUGGAGCGACUCCGGCCCAGAGUCAACAAGCCAGCGCGCCAUUCCAAUUUGGAAACAGCACCACACCGGCGGCUCCAGCUUCGUCCAGCUUCACAUUUGGUGGGGACUCGCAGCCCGCAACUAAUGGCCCCUCCUCGUCUAGCUUCACUUUCGGUGGCGCUUCGCAGCCUGCAAAUGCGGCACCUGCCCCGUCCUCCAACAUGUUUGGAGGUUCGCAGCCAAACGGUGGAUCUUCCAUAUUCAAUUUCGGUGGCGCUUCCCAAGCGCCCUCCCAGCCAACCUCGUCCGCCAACAUGUUCUCUGGUCAGCCGGCAAACGCGGCGCAAGGCAUCUUUGCUGGUAGUCUGGCGCCUCCAGCUGGAUCUUCGACUGGCACGACUACGACGCCGGCGGCUGGCACACCCGAGCCAGAAGCCGCACAGGCCAAGAAGGAUAAUGCAACGAGCGAACAGACGGCUGACGAGGACGGAAAACCACAGGAGCAAAUUUCCCUAACCGAAGGUGGGCCCGGGGAAGAGGACGAGCAGGUCGUUCAUGAGGUGCGAGCCAAGGCUCUCCGGCUGGCGCCCAAGUCCGAUGACGACGACGAUAAAGACAAGGGCGCCAAGAAGAACCCUUGGAAGACAGAGGGACUGGGACCACUCAGGCUGCUCAAGCACAAAAGCACCGGCGCGGUGCGCAUCCUGUUGCGUGGCGAGCCUCGUGGCAACGUCGCCAUGAACAAGACCAUUCUGCCUGAUUUCGAUUACAAGGUCGACAAGGGCGCAAAGUGGAUUAAGGUCCCAUGCGCGAAGGAAGACGGCAAGGGCUUGGAGACUUGGAUGCUUCAGGUCAAGACCAACGAUCUAGCACUCAAGCUCGCCGAUGCGUUAGAAGAGAACAAGAAGGCGAACAAGAAGUAG
This is a messenger RNA of Diaporthe citri, 3774 nucleotides long. RefSeq lists its product as uncharacterized. The record is from RefSeq and is a predicted model, not a curated record. The coding region runs from base 1 to 3774 and encodes 1257 amino acids. The transcript has 2 exons. Gene Ontology annotation, biological process: intracellular transport. NCBI's taxonomy places the organism in Eukaryota, Fungi, Ascomycota, Sordariomycetes, Diaporthales, Diaporthaceae.